Messenger RNA from Lagopus leucura (white-tailed ptarmigan), 512 nucleotides. Its product is annotated as cytochrome P450 2C4-like. The transcript has 3 exons. Gene Ontology annotation, biological process: xenobiotic metabolic process. Gene Ontology annotation, molecular function: heme binding; oxidoreductase activity, acting on paired donors, with incorporation or reduction of molecular oxygen, reduced flavin or flavoprotein as one donor, and incorporation of one atom of oxygen; iron ion binding. The record is from RefSeq and is a predicted model, not a curated record. The coding region runs from base 84 to 497 and encodes 137 amino acids. Lineage: Eukaryota; Metazoa; Chordata; Aves; Galliformes; Phasianidae. Gene Ontology annotation, cellular component: intracellular membrane-bounded organelle; cytoplasm.
GAGCAGCAAGCGUUGUCCUCCUGAUCUGUGUGGCUUGCCUGCUCUCCAUCGUGCAAUGGAGAAAAAGGUCUGGAAAGGGGAAGAUGCCUGAGGGACCAGCUCCCCUUCCCAUUGUAGGGAACAUACUGCAGGUGAAACCAAAGGAUUUAGCCAAAACUCUUGAGAAGCUCUCUGAAAAGUACGGGCCGGUCUUCUCAGUGCAACUGGGUUCAACUCCAGUAGUGGUGCUGUCUGGAUAUGAGGUGGUGAAAGAAGCCUUGAUUGAUCGUGCGGAUGAGUUUGCUGCCAGGGGACACAUGCCUAUUGGAGACCGGGCUAACAAAGGAUUAGGCAUUAUUUUCAGCAACAACGAGGGAUGGUUACAAGUUCGGCGGUUUGCUCUCACCACUCUGCGCAACUUUGGGAUGGGGAAGAGGAGCAUAGAAGAGAGGAUCCAGGAGGAAGCUGAGCACUUGCUUGAAGAGAUCACAAAAACAAAUAGUACGAUCCGCUUUUAAUAUCGCCUACGUUUG